GGUUUAAAGUUUUUAAUUGCCAGCUAGGGCUUCCACAAAUCUUACGGUACGCCCUCCCCCAAACACGCCUUUAUAGAUAGGCCUAAACGAUGUGUUAACGUCAUUUUUAUGUCCUGUCUCCUCUAUAAUAUGUUUCGCUAUAGAGGAGUUCUCACCAUGAAUGGGUUCUGAAGACUCCAUUUGUUUCUGGAGCCAUUUAGGAAAAUGCUGUGGAACCAGGUCUUACUUGCAGAGAUCGAUGAGUCCUCCCUAUGCAUGUGUGUGUGUUUGGCCACACGUACAUUCGAAUUGGUAAAUACAGUGGGAUGUGACAUGAUAUUUCGCAUGUUCGAAGGGCUUAGAUGGAUCGAUAUAUUGGCUUCACAUUCUCAGUUAUUAUUAUUAUUAUUAGCUGCACUAAAAGUGUUUUUAACAGCAGCGGGAAAAUCUAAAAUUCAAUUAAGUAAUCAAUAUGACCUGUUGCACAAGAGGUGGGGUCGCUCUCGUAGUCUAAGUGGUCUAGUGGAUAACGCUUUACCUGGCGUUUGAAACU
Trichobilharzia regenti is the source of this 532-nucleotide messenger RNA. NCBI's taxonomy places the organism in Eukaryota, Metazoa, Platyhelminthes, Trematoda, Strigeidida, Schistosomatidae. The record is from the annotation of a GenBank genome assembly.